AUGGUCGUGCAAAGUGAUCACGCGCGAAUGGUGGACGAUUUUUUAACGAGACUCACUCGAUUACAUUUGUCUUUGCAGCACUAUAAGGAGGCAGCAGAAACUAUUGGUACUGCUAUGGAUAAUUAUAUGGCUUUAAAGGUGAUCGAGUUUAAGCAUUCGCUAUGUUUAAAAGGAAUACGAUCAAUUAGAAACAUUUAUGAAAAGACACUUAUUGGAACUUAUCCGGAAGUUGGACAAGUACGUCAAUUGGGGUUAUGUGCGGUGUUAGUGCAGUUGGCACGUCGAGAUUCUGUUGCGGCUACACAGUUCUUUCAUAAAGCAACCAGUUAA
Molecule: messenger RNA, 330 nt
Organism: Enterobius vermicularis (human pinworm)
Lineage: Eukaryota; Metazoa; Nematoda; Chromadorea; Rhabditida; Oxyuridae
Source: the annotation of a GenBank genome assembly